Molecule: messenger RNA, 828 nt
Organism: Canariomyces notabilis
Lineage: Eukaryota; Fungi; Ascomycota; Sordariomycetes; Sordariales; Chaetomiaceae
Product: urease accessory protein UreG
Exons: 2
Coding region: 1-828 (275 amino acids)
Molecular function (GO): GTPase activity; nickel cation binding
Source: RefSeq, a predicted model, not a curated record
AUGGCGGGAAUUACCCACUCGCACGAUGGCAACCACUCACAUUCGCACUCACACGACACUUUCAACCCCGCCGAGCACGGCCACAGCCAUGAAAUUCUCGACGGCCCGGGUAGCUACCUCGGCCGCGAAAUGCCGAUAGUCGAAGGGCGGAACUGGGCCGACCGCGCCUUUACCGUUGGGAUUGGCGGCCCUGUCGGCUCAGGCAAAACCGCGUUGAUGCUAGCACUCUGCCUGGCGCUACGGAACCGUGUGUCGCUGGCGGCUGUGACCAACGACAUCUUCACACGGGAGGACGCCGAGUUUCUGACGCGGCACAAGGCUCUCCCCGCGGCGCGGAUCCGGGCCAUCGAGACGGGCGGCUGCCCGCACGCGGCGGUGCGCGAGGACAUCUCGGCCAACCUGGCCGCGCUCGAGGACCUGCACGCCGAGUUCGCCACCGACCUGCUGCUGAUCGAGUCCGGCGGGGACAACCUCGCCGCCAACUACUCGCGCGAGCUGGCCGACUACAUCAUCUACGUCAUCGACGUUAGCGGCGGCGACAAGGUGCCCCGCAAGGGCGGCCCGGGAAUCACGCAGAGCGACCUGCUCGUCGUCAAUAAGACCGACCUGGCCGAGGCGGUCGGCGCGGACCUGGGCGUCAUGGAACGGGACGCGCGCAAGAUGCGCGAGGGCGGCCCGACCGUCUUCGCGCAGGUCAAGAAGGGUGUUGGCGUGGAGCACAUCGUGAAUCUGAUCAUGAGCGCGUGGAGAGCGAGCGGAGCCGAAGAGGCGAGGAAAGCUGUAGGAGGCCCGAAGCCAACUGAGGGUUUGGAGGAGUUAGAGGGCUAA